UUGAAAUACAAAAGGUUCACAACCAAUGCUGUAGUGCAUUUAAAAUAUUCAUAAAGUAUUCACAAACUAUUUGACAAAAACAUUUAAAAUACAAAAUAAUCCUAAACUAGACAGAAUUGUGUUUGUGAUGAUUAUUCUGAUCAAAACCUGAUUUACUCACUGCUUACAUGUUUCGUUUCAUAGCAGAAAAAAUGUAACAAUUAUACAAUAACCAGUUAACACCAGCAAUCUGUUACUUGUAAUUUCUUCCUUUCUUAUAGUCUGUCAUAUAGUGUCAAGUGCAGGCCAUGUUACUACAGCACACCAACAUUAACUUCAGACAAUAAAACUCCUCAGUGGUGGUCGAGCAUGAGCUGUUCCUGCAGGGACGCAGGCUGAAGUCAUCCUGAUCAUAUUCCUGAUCAUAUUUCUCCUACUGCUUUCCUGUUUAUCUCUACUGCCCUACACAUUAAACACACAAAAUAUGCCAUAAAACAUGCAUUCUCCAUCUCUCACACACACAUACUAUACAUUAUCAUACCAGUUUCCAUCAAUAAACCAACAAGUUUCAAGUUUUCAGAUUCACUGGGAACUUCAGGUGGGAAAAUUAUGUUGUGUGACACGUUGGCAACAUUUAACUUUUUUUUUUUUGAGGGUUUCAACAUGUUUCAUGUUUCCUCACAGGCUGAGGGAUGUAGUCUCCUGUCCCUCCCUUCUCAUCUCAGUCUGAACUCAAAUCAAAAUGGCACAGCUCCUCUUUAUUCUAAUGAGUACACUUUUCUACAAAGGAAAUUCCCUAACCUGCUAUCAGUGCAUACCUGAGACAUCAAUUAAAUGCACUGAAACUAAAGUGGAGUGUCCUGUUGGUCAGUGUGGGACAAUGAGAACCACAUCUUAUAUGGGAAACGACACGUUGGCUGACAUGAUUAUGAAGAGCUGCUCUACAACUAAUCAAUGUGUGACUGCAUCUGCAAACUUUGGAAUUACAAAAAUAGUCAUCAACAAUCAGUGCUGCAAUACUAACCUGUGCAAUACCCAGACUGAACCAGAAUCCCCCAAAAUGAUCCCAAAUGGAAUGCAAUGCUACACUUGCAAUGGAGAAGACUGUGCGUCAUCUUUACCUUGUGUUGAUGAGGAAGAUCAUUGUAUCAAGGCAUCGGUCUUUAGUGAUGGCCAUAUGAUGACAAUGAAAGGAUGUGUGACCAAUAGUUUUUGUAUGGGUGACCUGUCCACCAAGAUCAGCCAGUCCAGCAUAUGGGCGGAUCAGAGCUGCUGUAAAGGACAUCUCUGUAACAGAGCUCAAACCUCCACUCUGAGCCGUUUGUUUCAGCUCGGGAUUCUGAUGUGCGCAAUACUACAGAUGUCUUUUUGAGCUUCAAUUGCCAUGGUUCUCUGAUUCACAUGAUUUUCAGUUUUACAAAACAAUAAAAUCCAGCCAACAUUCUUACAUGUUGGUCAUAUCAGUUAAAAGAUAAUCUAAAUAUAUAUUGUUAAGGUCUUAUUCUAGAAUGUGUCAUUUGCAAUAUUCACUAAAAACAGAUGCAAGCAAUGGCCAGUUACUGUAUUUUACUCUUCUGUAACAUCUUUGGUCUGAACAACCUAUUCCUGAGAGACUGGUGUGUAAUAGUGUUCAGAUGUUUCAUGUUUAUUUUCCUUUCAGGAGGGUGUAGAUUUAGGUUUCUACAUGGAAUUAAGUUUCAGUACAUUAAUUUUAUGCCUUAGGCUUCUGAAUUGUUGUGGACAAA
Messenger RNA from Cyprinus carpio (common carp), 1724 nucleotides. RefSeq names its product urokinase plasminogen activator surface receptor-like. Lineage: Eukaryota; Metazoa; Chordata; Actinopteri; Cypriniformes; Cyprinidae. The record is from RefSeq and is a predicted model, not a curated record.